AUUUGCAGUGAAUAAUACUAUUGGAUGCUGCUGAAAUUGUUACCAAGCAGAUAUGCUUAUGCACAGUAUUUCCGUUGAAUGUGAAAUUUUUAUGUUAUUCAUGCUGUCUGUUUCCGUCAAGUCAACGUUCGGACAGUACAUCAUCGAAGUGUGGGAACCGAGACCAGAUGGGUUUCAAGCCGUAUUGCAGUGCGAUGCAACGGGUGCUGAUUUCGGGGGUGAAAUUCCAAUGUUGGGUUUCAGUGCUAAUGAAACUGGUUGUGCUUAUUUUACAACACCUGAAGAUUCUUGUCAGGAUACUUUCAAUAAUCGGACCGGAUGUAUCAAUUAUUACGCAGUGGUACCUCGCGGUAAUUGUAGCUUCUCCGAGAAAGCGUACCAUGUGCAAAAGGGAUAUCCGGAUCCGUACAGUGCGCUGAUUAUAUUUAACGAUGAUGGCCAUUCACCGGUACCAAUGGCUGGCAGUAAAUAUGCAGAUCGAGUUUUGAUUCCAGUCGUAAUGGUAAGCCAUGCAUGCAUGACAAAUAUGAUGGGUCGUUUUUCGGCAGAGAAGGGAUAUGUAGUUGCGAUACGCGCUAUUCCUGGAUACUAUGACCUUGUCAAGUAUCUUAUCCCUUUGAUCGCCGUCGUUGCAUUUUGUUUUGUUGUUCUUUGUAUAUCGUUGGCAGUACGAGUAUGUCGCGAGCGUCGACACUUAGCAAAGAAGAGAUUAUCGAAGCGAAAUCUGAAAAAGUUGCCAGUUAAAAAGUUUAGAAAAGGUGAUGCAGAGGAAUCAUGCGCUAUAUGCAUAGAUGACUUUGUCGAGGGUGAAAAGUUGCGUGUCUUGCCAUGUAAUCAUGCUUAUCAUUGUAAAUGCAUCGAUCCCUGGCUUACGAAAGUUCGAAAAGUUUGUCCUAUAUGUAAACGGAAAGUUUUAUCGUCGGGAGAAUCUGAUUCAUCGGACUCCGAUAAUGAUGGACGUGAACCUACAUCGACGUCCGAUUCUACAACGGCAUAUCGUGAAAACGCUCCAUUAAUUCGUAAUGCUGAGGCGUUAGCAUCUGGAAGUCCUUCACCACCGGCCCAGAGAGUAGGACUACGAAGAAAUAUGCAAGGUGGACGUAGGCCACCUUUACGCGUGAUUAUAACAUCCCCUGCUGAUACUCCUUUGCCUUCGCCUAGAACUGGUUAUCUGGCUACUACUGGUGACGAGAUUCGUGAAACUGGUAGUGCCAGUGCAAUAUCAAAUCGAAUUGAAGCAGUUUCUGAAACUUUGCGUCGAACUUUGCGUCCAUAUUAUCGGCAAAUUGUCAAUAGAUCGUUACGUGCCCCAUGGAGAAACACUACGAGAGAGCCGGAAUGCGCUUCUGGUCCGACUGUACAAAGACCUUUUGUAGUCGACAAUAAUGCUUUUGAUGAAAGCAGUGAAUCACUAAAUAUAGCGGAACGCUUUUCUGUUGUUGAUCAACAUAACCCUGAAGCUGUAGGCAUUUUUCCUUCGGAAGGAAUCGCGGUGAGUGAAAGAAGUCCCUGUCUAACCGCAGCCUCCAGCGGACUAAUUUGUGCCGAUCCUGAAUUAAAGAUCGAACUAUCCACUGAUAAUCAACAAAUUGUUACUACUAAUGACAAAGUUUAUAAUAGCGAACCUGUUGCAAAUGUUUCACUUUGUGCCAGACAUAGCUCAACUCCUGAUUCAAAUUCUACGAUUAACGAUUCGAUAGAACAUGGUUCGAAUGUUGGCGAGCAAGUUUUGAAAUUUGAAACUGCGAGCAAUAUUCAACAAGAGAAUGAUUGAAACUAGUCAGAAUAAUUUUUUCUUUUCUUUUUUGCAGUUAUCAUUUUUUGUCAGUUUAAAUGGUCGAGGCUCAGCCAGUUAGG
Molecule: messenger RNA, 1857 nt
Organism: Loa loa (African eye worm)
Lineage: Eukaryota; Metazoa; Nematoda; Chromadorea; Rhabditida; Onchocercidae
Exons: 14
Coding region: 53-1774 (573 amino acids)
Cellular component (GO): nucleoplasm; cytoplasm
Source: RefSeq, a predicted model, not a curated record